Messenger RNA from Exaiptasia diaphana, 614 nucleotides. RefSeq lists its product as uncharacterized. The record is from RefSeq and is a predicted model, not a curated record. NCBI's taxonomy places the organism in Eukaryota, Metazoa, Cnidaria, Anthozoa, Actiniaria, Aiptasiidae. The coding region runs from base 117 to 521 and encodes 134 amino acids. The transcript has 4 exons.
CUCGAGAAAGAUGAUAUCCAAGAAACCAUACCCACUUUUCGCUGAAACCGUUUCAUCGAGCACAUACUUGAGGACCAAGACCUGGUUAUUGCAACUGAAGUGAAUUUUGAAUCGACAUGAAACUGCUGACCACAAGUAUUUUAUUAUCGCUGGCUCUUCUCAUUAUCUUCGAGUAUACUUCACUGGUUAAUGCAGAUGMAAAAGACGACGCUUUACUUCAAAUAGAAGAAGACAUAUAUAAUCUUGUUAGAGAGGACACUAAGAAGGACAAUGAMAAGCAAGCAAAAAAAGAAGUGAUCAAGAAGGAAGUGCGACGUCCCUGUGGUUUUGCUGCCUGCGUACGAAGCAGUAGCCGCAGAAGAAGACGAAGUAGUUUCUGGGGGAAAAAGAGUGUAAUCUCUACGAGAAGCGAAAGCCAAAAGACAAGAUCCUCCCAUGUUGACGAUAAGGAGUAUGAUGCUCUUCUUCAAGGGAUUGGAAAGCUUGUCGAAAAGCUAGAAGACAAUAGAAAGCGUCCUUGAUCGGAAAAGUUGCUCCUUGCUCAUUAAACAGAAGGAAUAUUCUAAAUAGCAAUCUUUUUAUUUGCAAUAAAGAGAAAYACAGGUUUUGACGUU